Molecule: messenger RNA, 3990 nt
Organism: Huiozyma naganishii CBS 8797
Lineage: Eukaryota; Fungi; Ascomycota; Saccharomycetes; Saccharomycetales; Saccharomycetaceae
Exons: 1
Coding region: 1-3990 (1329 amino acids)
Source: RefSeq, a predicted model, not a curated record
AUGAAUCGAAUCUCAUCCUUAAAAUCUGGGGAUGCCUCUGACGAGUCCUUAGGGAGUCUCUCGAUAUCAGAGUACAGUCCAAAGGUCGAACUUGAGAGUGUAUACCUCUACACUUUACGACUCCUUGUCCUCGAAUACAUCAAUAAACCUCAGUUUAAACAAAAUGACCGCAACCGUCAGUCCCCUCCUACGCCUCCGUCAUCGUCGUCGUCGUCAUCGUCGUAUUCUUCCCUACACUCAUCUCGCUGGUCUUUAUCUUCAUCACCACUGGAAGAUAGCGGGAGGUCCGUCUCACUUGGUCUGGGGAAGUCAUUGUUUAGCAAUGGACAGUUCUCGAGAAGCACAAAUAAAACUAAUUAUUCCGAACACAUUAGGAUCAUGACCACUUUGAAACAGCGCCUCGCUACGUACCUAUAUGAUGUGACAAUAGGUAGGAAAAAAGUGACAAAUGCAACCUUUAGACGAUGUCUACUAAAAUUCAAUAACGACACGUUCAUGAACUCCAGUCUGUCCACUACGCUAGAAAAUAUGUCUAACGUCGAAGAGCUGAUUGUUUAUUUCACUAAAUCCGCCAACAACGAGUUGAGCAAAGUGGUUGUAGGAGACAUUCAAAAAGAGCUUUUCAAACAGGUAUCGAAAUUUGUUGGUCUAUUGCAAUCGUUGCUACCAACCAAUACGCCUGCGUCCUUUAUCAACAAAUUGACGGCUUGCGCUGAUAGAAUGAAACCUACAAAACCCUCUUUGAAGCAGAAACUGUUCUCUAACGAAAAGAGGCGGAGCGCAACACCAGUAAUGUACGAAACCUCGGAUUCAUCGUCAAUGUCUGCUGUACGGAAACCAGUAGCUGCACUUCAUGUUGCACCCAGCUUUAAACUGGAUGAUAUUCCUUAUUCCAAUUAUUUCUCCGAAAUAUUUAACACCGAUUCUAUCAAGGUACAGCAGGACGUCAUUAAAGUGAUGAAGGAGUCGACGAACUUCACAUUCUCUAGAGAACUCGAUGAAUAUAGCUUUCAACUCCAGUCUGAUGGAGGGUUUCUCUUUCUUUCUGAUUUCAGAACGGAAGAAGAAUACAAUUCGUGGAAGAUCCUUGAAACGAAAGAGAUCGAAUUGCUUAAGAACGAAUUUAGAACAAUUGGGAGGGCUCCUAGCGUUCCAAACAGUAAGAACCUUAUAAUGCCGUCCGAUCCUCGCUCUACAUUUGUUAUGCUCAUGAAUCUGAUUAUAAAGAAAGAAUGCAGCACCAAUAUGAGCUCUAUGGAAUUCACACCAGGCGCAUUAUAUUUCAUGAACACCGCAGCUAGAUACUGGAGAGUCGAUUUUCCCUCAACUCUCGCGGCACUGUUUUACACGGCAUCUAACAUCAGCGUCUUACAUAGUGAAGAAAUAAAUCUGGCAUUGACAGAGGGCUUGUUUACUUUCAUCAAAAGCACGAUUUUACAUUCAGAUGCUAUUGUGGAUACCAGAGAUUGGAACGAAAUGGACAGAAGACAAUGGAACGCUAACCUGUUUUAUACUUCGGAGCAGUGCGUGAACUCUUUGGAUAACCUGCUCACGGGACUGUACGCCACGACUAAGCCGAAGUUUUCUCCAAUUCUGGUUUUCUAUUUCGAAUAUGUAUCAGCGGAUCCCAGUUUUCAAGAACAUCUGCCUACUAUAGAAAAGCGCAUUGUUAAGAGGUUGCGAAGAACAAUAUUCAAGACCAGUGAAAAAUAUUACAAGUCACUAAUUAUGGAACUGCCAAAGGAUGAAACGUUGGAAUUUAAACAUAUACAAAACAUUGCUGAACUGAUCGUUAGGCAACUGAACACCAUUCAAAAGCGGUACACGAAGCCUCUACUGGAUAAAGUGAAUAUCUCAUUUGAAUGCGCUACAAUGCUGACCACAGCAAUGGCCAUCGAUGGACCAAAUAUGAUUAAAAAGAUUGAGAGAGUACUUGAAUCCAAAAAGAAGGAUGUCCCUCCAGUCGAUGCAUUGGAACUAUACAGUACAUUCAGGGAGCUGAGAGACAUAUAUCGGCAAGUUCAACUUAAAGAGAAAUUUCCCUUCAAUUUGGAAAGAGCAUUUGGAAAAUACUUAAAGCGGUUUGCCAAAAAUAUAGCUCUAAAGAUUUCGGAAGUGUUUCGUAAUUCAAUUAAAACUGAAACCUGGGAAAAAAUCAAUGACGAUGUACGGUAUAGUAAGUCGGUACUGGACAUUUUCAAGAUGGCAAAUGAGUCUUUAAAUAUAUUCAAAAGCUUUGAUUGGGAUAUCAAUUAUCGCUUCGCGGAAGCUGUGGUCAUUGUCUUGAAAGCGUUUUCUGAUGGAAUACAAUUAUACUGUGAUAUGGCUGUAAAGCUUGUGCAGAAGAGUUUGAGGUACAGUUCAGCUAGCUCCUACGGUUUUGAAGAUCGAGGUUCGAGCACAAAUGAGAGUGAGAAAAGGAAAAGUAAAUGGGAUUUUCAUGAAAUGAAAAAGGCGGUCAGAUCUUCAUCCAGUUCAGCCAUUCCGCAACCUUAUAAAUACAAGACCGAAACCUGUGUUAUAUUGAACGAUGUGGAUACAAUGAUAGCCCAUUUGGAAGAACUCGAGAAUAUUGUCGAUUUUUCUGAACUGUCCAAAGUUAUAACUGAACAUAAUGCAGUAAAGCAGAAAACUACUGGAGAAACCUUAAAGGAUGGGGUGUAUCAGCUCUAUACUAUCAGAAUAAAGAGUGCAAGCGACAUUAAAGGUUACGGGUCAAAUGGUUUAUCGAACAGCUCUGUAUCGCUAAUUAAUAGUAGAGAGAAGAGUGAGAUCGGGGAGACGAAAGUUGUACCGAAAUCAAAUAAUCCAGAAUGGGACGAAGAAUUUGAACUUCAAUUGAAACGUGAUGAGAAAUGUACACUGCUGCUAAAUGUUUGGCAUCACCCUACUGGAAACUUUAUGUCGCUGACUGGAGCCGAUCUGUGUGGGCGAGUAUCUUUGGUACUCGACCCUAAAGAGUUUGCUGAUGACGGCUUUCCAAAUCCAAAGACGUUGAUCUUAGAUACUCGUGGUGAACUCAACAUGGAAAUAGCGCUAGAGACAGAAAGAAUGGAUCCACUAUUUUGCAUCGGUAGAUCCUAUAGGACCCUAUCAAGAGCGAGAGAUAAGAUCUUAGAACUUGUAGUCAACAAAUUUACCCCAUUUGUUAGUUUCGUUUUCUCUCGUGAAGUUUUGAAGAGUAUUUGUGGGGGGCAUGGCACUAGGAAACCAAGUGACGAAGAAAUAUAUGAUGCUAUUGUCCCACUUUUCGACUAUUUAAAUGCAAACCUAAACGUUUUGGGGCAGGAACUUUCUCAUGGCCUGUUGUUCAUGGUGAUGUUGAAAGGAUGGCUAUUCAUUAUAAAGGCUGCAGAUAUCAUGUUAUUACCCCAAGUGGAUAUAGCUAAGCAUCGGCUUGCAAACGCAAGAAAAUCCUUGUGGAGUAUAGGAAGUUCAAAUUCAGUUUCUGGGUAUGGGAGAGCACUUACCGAAUACGAAAUAGAUUGUAUUUUCAAGUGGUUGGAUGCAUUGUGUGUUGACUUUUUCUACAACCAAGGAGAGGGUCCCCCCUUGAAAGCCUUGCAAAAUACCGAAUAUCAAACAUUACUCUUAAUCCCUUCUUUUUACAAGAAAAGCGCUUUAGAGCUAAAAAGCGAAGUUAAGCGCUUAAAUCCACUGUAUUUUCAAAAUAUUGCAGAACUGACAAGCGGUAGUAACGUAGCCGUCAGUAGGAGGUUCACCACAGUAGAGCGGAGAAAAACUAUAAUGGGAAACUCUUCGAAGGGUAAGAGAAAACAGCUACAGGAGGAACUUCAGAAAGCUGACACUGAUUCUCUACAACAAUCGUUAUCGACUCUAAACAUAAUUUUGAGGGUAUUGAUCACAAAGGGGGAGACAGAUUACGUUUACAGACAACUACAUGAAAGGAAGCAGAAGAUGAAACGGAUCAACGUAGCAAGUUCGGCUGAUAAAGUUUCAAAGGGACAGAAAAUUAACUAUAGAAGUUGA